AUGCUGAGGAAUGAUCUUUCUAGCCAUUUGCAAUGGGUCUUGUUCCCAGGAGCAUGCGCAGCACUCGUUGCGCAGACCAAGAAGGCGGGCGGGGAGACGGACAACGAGGAGCGGGCCGAGGGCGAGACGGAGUCGAUGCUCAAGCUCGCGGGGCACCUCUUCGCUCACUGCCGCCGGUUCCUGGCCGUCGUGGCCCAUUCGGGGUCGGACCAGAGCUUGCUGUCCGAGGGUGACGAGUCGGAGGAUAGGGGUAAGCCAGCAAGCACGACGAUCGGGAUUGUCUAG
This is a messenger RNA of Gloeophyllum trabeum ATCC 11539, 285 nucleotides long. RefSeq lists its product as uncharacterized. The record is from RefSeq and is a predicted model, not a curated record. Bases 1 to 285 code for a protein of 94 amino acids. The transcript is spliced from 3 exons. Lineage: Eukaryota; Fungi; Basidiomycota; Agaricomycetes; Gloeophyllales; Gloeophyllaceae.